Messenger RNA from Funneliformis mosseae, 319 nucleotides. The record is from the annotation of a GenBank genome assembly. NCBI's taxonomy places the organism in Eukaryota, Fungi, Glomeromycota, Glomeromycetes, Glomerales, Glomeraceae.
AUGGGCUUAACAGACACAACAUCAAGCAAAGAAAAAGAAACAACGCAAAAACCCACCUAUUCGUCGUCACAACUUUUAAGUUUACCACAAGAAUUAUUCAUGGACAUUUGCGAAAAUUUACAUCCAAAAGAUUUAUACACGUUAUCCUUAGUUUGUAAACAGUUCAGGAUUAUAUUAUGGUCGAAUUCGACAAAUACACAACAAAUAUGGUGUAAUUCAAGAUCGAAAUUUUUAAAAUCAAAUAUAAAGCUACCCAAUAGUUUAACUGAACAAAAAUUUAUCUGGUUAGGAUUUUUAGGUCAUAAUUGUCAAUAUUGUG